CAACGCCCGCGCCGCGUCCCGUAAACCAACGCCGACUUUGAAAGAACGAUGUUGGGUCGCGAUUAAAUUACGAUUUUAUUUAAAUACACAACUUUUUUGUUGUUUUUUUAGCGUGCGUUCGGCUGCAGAGGAGCAACAGCGGGUACGGAUUUUGCGUCUUGCUUUUUUUUUGGCGAGCGAUACGGCGGCUGCGGCGGCGGCACGCAUUGGAAUGGAUGACACGCUGGUGAGAGUAGCAGUGAGGAUUCGUCCACUGUUACGCAAUGAAAUUCUUUACAGCCAGCAGACAUGUGUACGAGUAGUACCAGGGAGCCAACAAAUUCUGCUGGGAAAAGACCGAGCGUUUACUUUUGACCACGUGUUUGGGUCAAAAGUGGCACAGGAAGAGGUGUACAAGACGUGUAUACAGCCACUCGUGAAAUCAUUUGUUGAUGGCUACAAUGUGACAGUUUUUGCAUAUGGCCAGACGGGCUCUGGAAAGACGUUUACAAUAGGAGGAGCAAACAUUGCCUCGAGUAUUGAGGAUGAGAGGGGAAUCAUCCCACGAGCAAUUGCAGAUUUGUUUUUUGCAAUGAAGGAAAGCCACAAUACGGACUUUUCCGUUGGUGUGUCUUACAUUGAAGUUUACAAGGAGGAGCUGAGAGACCUUUUGGAUAUUGAGACGUUGAGUAAAGAUAUGCACAUCAGAGAGGAUGACAAAGGAAAUACAGUUAUUAUUGGGACAAAAGAGAGUGUGGUGGAGACGGAGGAUGAGGUGUUAAGUUUAUUGGAGGCUGGUAAUGCUGCUCGGCAUACUGGCACUACCCAGAUGAAUGAGCACUCAAGUCGGUCACACACCAUAUUCACCCUGACUGUUACUCAGAGGCGUCCCUAUGGGUCAUCCAACUCUGGAGACAACCUACACGAUGAAUCUGAAGUGAAUGCUUUCGAGUCACUAUCAUCAAAGUUUCACUUUGUUGACCUGGCUGGUUCUGAAAGGGUAUCAAAAACUGGCAACACAGGAGAGAGGUUCAAGGAGUCCAUACAGAUCAACAGUGGUCUUCUUGCCCUUGGUAAUGUCAUAAGUGCCUUAGGGGACCCAAAACGAAAGAGCUCUCACAUUCCCUAUCGUGAUGCCAAAAUCACUAGAAUUCUAAAGGACUCGCUUGGAGGUAAUGCAAAGACACUAAUGAUAGCCUGCAUCAGUCCCUCAUCAGGAAACUUUGACGAGACUAUUAAUUCGUUGAAGUAUGCAAACAGGGCCAAAAACAUCCGUAACAAACCAGUUGUAAACUACAACCCAGACUGGGACAGAAUAGAUGAAAUGGAGCAGGAAAUCAAGACGUUGCGGGAAGCCCUUCACAAUCAGCGAUCUACUUUAGCAACACGAGCCAGUCAUGUAUCACAAGAUUUCCAAGCUCAAGACAGGUUGCGUAUAAAAUCCUUGGAGGAUCAGGUGGGAAGUUUACAGACGGAGUGCAACCACUACCGAAAUUGUACAGAUGAAGCUUACCGCUUUCUCAUGGAAUUACGUAGAGCCUCCAACAUUACACGGAACCAGGCUCAACGUGCAAAGGAAUGGCUUGACCUUGCAGAAGAGUAUAGAGAUGACAUUGCAACUGCAUCUGAAAAGGAUAGUGGGGUGCAGAGCACAGGCGAGGAUCCACACCAUGUUACUAUCCUGCAGCUCAAACGAGAACUCAAGAAAUGCCAGGAUGGUCUGGCAGCAGACGAGAAUGUAUUUGGACUAAAAGAAAAGGAGCUGCAAGAGCUGCAUGAGAAGGUAAUGGCACUUGAAGCAGAGAACAAGGAGUGCCUGGCUGCUCUGGAGGACGCCAUGGAGCGCUACAAACAACAGAGUGACAAGGUGGUUGAGCAACAGAUGGUGAUUGCAGAUUUUGAGAACAAGUUGCAUAUGCUGAAAUCACAGCAUGCUGGCAUAAAUCCAGAUAUUGUCCCCGUCAGUCCUGUCUUAUCGGAGCUUUUUAGACGCCCACACACAGUUCCUCUCAAGGCUGUCCGACCUAUCCACUUAAGUGCUGAGCAAGCCAGCCAAAGCCUAUUUACACAGAAGGCUCGAAAGGUGCACACGAGCCCUCCGACGUACUCUCUGGAGCGUGUGGUGGCCAGAUUCCAUGCCCGCAGUCAGCUUCUGCUAAAACAGCUGGAGGAACAGGACGAGGUGCUGCGGGAGAGUUUCUCUGAUGAUGGUGAUGAGAUGGAUAAGCCUGAGCUACACAGCAACGUCAGGCGCUCUGUUAAUCGGACGUGGAGCCGUAAACCAACUUCAUUCGUGAGCAUCAACAAACAAAGCAGAGGCUUUGUGUCUAAGAUGGCAGAGCAAAGUGGGGAGAUCCCUGAAAUUAUCACUUCAUCAGGUGUUAGUGUGGCUGGAAAUGAUGAUGAGGAGGCCGUUUUACAAAAGAGCCAAAUGGUGAACAAAAGGCGGCUGAAGGAUUCGGAGAUACGCUUCAUGCAGGCGCAGCAGAAGAACCGCGAGCUUGCAAUAAACAUCCGUAUGAAGGAAGAGCUGAUCCGCGAACUUGUUAAAACAGGCAAAAUGGCGCAGGCGAUGAACCGAGAGUACUCUGAGAAAAUGCGGGAGGCAGAGCGUGAGACCACUGCGGCACGAGCAGAACUUCAGGAGUCCCAGCGGCAGCUGCAAGAGGUCGAGCAAAAGGAAAUGAGGGAUGUGGCUGAGAAAGCACGCUUGCAGAAGGAGUUUCGCAAAAGGAUGGAAGCCGCCAAGGUUAACAUUCAGAAGCUGCAUAAGAAGCAUCAGGACACAGAGAAGCUGGCUUCAAUAGCAACACAAGGUGAUAAGCGUCAGAAGGAUUUGGAGCGGCAGGUGGAGGUUAUGAAGCAGCAGCAAGCCUCUUUCCAGAAGAAACUGCAAGCUGAGACCGAGCAAAAGAGGCGGUUGGAGAAUGAGAUGGAACGGGAACUGCAGCGCAUUAAGGAUCUUGAGAAGAAGAAUGAACAACAGCAGAAGGUCCUGGAAGUAAAGUCUCUAGAGAUGGCGGCUCUUCAAAAACAAAAGCAAAGUGGAACCUUCAUGUCCAUUGAAGACAAGAAGCUUGAGGAGCAGAAGACCUGUCUGGAUGAGGAGAUGGAGCGGGUUCUUGAGCAGCGGCAUGCCCUGUUGGAGCUACAGCAGGAACUUAGCAGGCGUGAAGACAUAUUAGCCAAGAAAGAAGCCCUGUUUCAGGAGAGAAGCCAGCUAGAGAUUAAGCGUCUACGAUCAAGUCAGGUGCUCAAUAAUGACUUGACUCGUUUGUCAAGCCGCCUGGACAUAGUGGACCGAGAGAUUUCCGAUCGGAGCAAGAAACUUGGGACUACAAGUGAUGCAGAGCAGCGCAGGGCAGCUGAGGAGUUGGCUGUUCUGCAGCAGGAAAAGCAGCAGUUGCACGAGCGCAGGAUAGAGCUUGAAAACAAACUUAAGGCAGGCAAUGUCCUGGGUACUGAGGAGAGGACUCUGUUUCGACUGGAUGAAGAGAUAGAUGCUUUAGAAGCAGCUAUUGCCUACAAGGAUGAAUUCAUUAGUAACCAGCAGCGGGCCCUGCGAGCAUCUACCAGUGCCCUGACCCAGAGCCAAGCCAACAUGAUGGGCAGGCUGAGCUGCUUGUCGAAUUCAGAAAUCAGGACCCUUCUCUGUAGAUAUUUUGACAAAGUCGUGUCUCUGCGCGAGGCAGAGCGCAGGCUGAAUGUGCAGUGUGCCGAGGCAGAAAUGCGUGCAGACGAACAGGAACGUAUUGUUCGGGAGUUGGAGCUGGCCUUGGACAGGGUGGCCAUGGAUAUGGACAGGAAACUUACAGUCCUUCAACAAGAGUAUGAACAAAAAGUUCAGCUGCUGCUUCAACAGCAUGCCGGUGGGGAUGGUGUUAAUGAUAUAAAGACUCAUGAUGAGAAAAUGCAACAACUGGAAAAGGACUUAUUUUUCUACAAGAUGACGAGCCGUGAGUUAAAGAAAAAGUUAAAGGAAAGCAAUGGAGAAAGCAUCCAGCAUAAGCACUCACAAAGCACUCAACAAGGCAAUGGCUACAAUUCCAUGGAAUCUGUAAAGGCUACAGGGAGUGAGAACAAAACCUCUAAUCCUGGUGUGGAGCACGGCAACGCACAACCUGACGAGUGGUCAGACCAUGGAAAGGUAUUUGAACGAGGAAAGGUCAGUGCAGACAGCGAGAAUUCUAGUUUUAGCCGGGCAGAGCGGGUGAGUCGGCUGAGAGAAGAAAUUGCAGAGCUUGUGCGGCACCCAACACCGCCCACAACACGCAGACAUUCUGAAAGCUCCGAGGAUCCACCUGGUACCACCGAGCUACAUGAGCACCCAUUGCGUCUACCACAUGUCUCCGAGAACACAGGACGCGUUAUGACGGUUAGGAAGCCUCGUAAAGAGCUACGGCAGAUCCCAGUUUCGGAGGUGACGGCACGGCGUGCGAGUCUCACUUCAAGCGUGAGCUCGAUGCCUGUAGACUCCAUUGAUGCUGGAAAAAAUCCCUGGUCAUAAAUGUACACCCUUGAUGCUAUGCACUUUGCUCCCAUUGUUUAGCACCUUAAACGUCCACAAAAGUCAUCAAUAAAUCUAUGGCUGGAUGAAGGUCUCCCCAAGAUAUCAUCAUCUUUCAUGGUCCUGUCUUGUAGCAAUUUCCCUACCACCUGCACAUGAGCUAAUAUCGUCACUUCAUCUUCAUGGUGGACAUCCUCUCAGGCGCAUUGCAUUGUUAUUCUUGACUACCAGCCAGUAUCCAUUCUCGCAGUGUCCUGUGCAGGACCACUUCUUUUAAUGUAAAAAAUGUCUUUAACAUGCAUAUUUUCUCUAAUCUAUGUGUUCCUCUUUCUUUCUCUCAAUGGAGUACUUGCAUGCAUCCAUCCCUCCAUACUUUGUGCACUUAUCAAAUUUUGUUCCAUUGUCCAUGUUUUUCAUGCAUAUCAUUAUAUUAAAGGGUUUCAUUGGUAAAUUGCUUUUCAUGAUCAAGUUUAGCCUUUCAAAAGCACUCCAACCUGCUCUCUUGUCCAUCUGUCCAAAGCAUUUACUUUCAUCCCAGUCCACCUUCAAUUAACUUUCCCAGAUAUAUUGUCUUCCUCUUGUAUAUAUAAAGAAAAAAAUCUGAUAUUUAAGUUAAAUAAUAUCGGAAUAAAUUAAUGUAUAGUUUUUACUAUUUAGAUGCUAAUUUAUAGUAUGUUUCAUUUAUAGUACUAAAAAAGUGUACAUAUAUUUUAUAUAAGCCAAUGUUUUGUUUAAUUUUAUAGAUGUGAUUACACCUAAUUUUUGUACCUUGAAUAAAAAAAAUAUGCCUUUUGAAAUAUUGCAAGUACACAUUUCAUUGUCAAAUUUUUUUUUAAAACUUAUUUUCUUUUUGUAUGCUAUGUUUUCUAAUUGACUCAGCAAUUGCGUGUUCUUUAUACAUUUGUUUUGAAAUUAGCUAGGGUGGAGGAUUUUUGUUGAAGGGAUUUUGAGUGUGCAAUAUAACUUUAUUUUGAAAAUUUCAGUGAUUAGGAGCCAAUUAUAUUAAACAUGGCCUUUUAUACAAUAAAUGUAGCAUCCAGAUUUGAAUUGUUGUC
This is a messenger RNA of Lethenteron reissneri (Far Eastern brook lamprey), 5541 nucleotides long. RefSeq names its product kinesin family member 27 (gene KIF27). Gene Ontology annotation, biological process: microtubule-based movement; spindle elongation; mitotic spindle organization. Gene Ontology annotation, molecular function: microtubule motor activity; microtubule binding; ATP binding. Gene Ontology annotation, cellular component: microtubule associated complex. Lineage: Eukaryota; Metazoa; Chordata; Hyperoartia; Petromyzontiformes; Petromyzontidae. The record is from RefSeq and is a predicted model, not a curated record.